CACGAGCAGAGCCACUUCCACCCACCACCACCUUGCUCCGUUCAGAGCAGGUAUUGAUUGCCGUUAAUAGCAGCGAAUCUAUCGAACUCUCGCAUAUUCCAGCUUUUCAACAAGCCAGCGCUUGUCUUCCCACCUAAUUUCUAUCUUCCCCAGUCAAGAAGUUACCCCACGCGACGGAUAUGACGCUCAGUGGACCCGUAAAGCAGCAGCUUGAGGCCGCGCGCGGCUACGUGUACCCAACGGACGGCGCAUUGGUCCCGGUAAGCACCAAGAAGAGUGUGACUGGCAACCAACUACUCAAUGGCUAUCGCCACCGCAGCUCCAAGGUCUGGAGCUUCCUCGGUCACAAGCUGGCGGUUAUCAAGACAGUCAAGCAGCGUAAGCGUCUUCUCGAGGUCGUGGCUAAGGGCGACAUGGCCGAGGUCAUGGACGCGCUCAACGCCGGUUCCGACCUGGACACCAAAAACUCGCUGGGCCAGUCGGCCGCGUACGUUGCUGCUUCAAACGGCUUCCACCACAUACUGUCGCUGUUGUUGGAGCGUGGUGCGAAUGCCAAUGACGUGGCACUGGACGGCACCUCGCCACUGCACGCCGCCUGCGAGAACAAUCACUGCCGUGCUGCCAAGAUCCUCAUCAAGUAUAACGCACGCGUGGAGGUUACUGCGCUCAACGGUUACGCGCCUUUGCAUCUUGCGGCCAAGCACGGCCAAGUGGACAUCGUGUCCUCGUUGCUGUCGGCGCGAGCUAAAUGUGACUUUCCAGUGAAGAACACGACAACGACGGCGCUUCUGCUGGCCUGUAUGGCUGGCCACUCGAGCAUCGUCGAGCAGCUUCUGGACGCUGGCGCCGACCCGCAGGUAGACGACGCAGACGGCAACACGCCUUUGCACUUCACGAGUCGCGACGGCAACUACCGCGCAACGUACCUCUUGCUGACCGCCGGAGCAGACCCGGACAUGCCGAACGAGCAGGACGAGACGGCGUUUGACAUGGCCGAGAAGCAGGGCCACUCGCAUGUGCAGUAUCUCCUGGAAACCAAUGGCAUCGGGGUGGAUGGCCAAACGGUAGACGAAAUGGACAUGGCGUACUCUCAGGACGCCCGACUCAGCGAGGCAUUGGCUUGCAACCGGCCUGAAAUCGCUGAGAUAAUCGUCAAGCUUCACAUGAAGUACGCCGGUUAUUUGGCGUUGGGCGCGCUGCCCGAAGAUGAGCGCGUGACGGAGUUCUCGGAGAAUACCAAUCAGUUGCUGUUCUAGCGAGACAAGUGCGCAAGUCAACAACGAGAGUCAAGCUCUAUGCGAGAGAGCAAGACGGAAUGCUUUUUCUCCAUAUCAAUAAAUCUAGCAUGAUUUCAGCGACAGAGGUGCGAGUCGACGCGUUCAUAUUUGGAUGUUAACUACGUGGUACUUGAAGUAGAAGCUAAGCUUAAUAUGGAGUGAGCCCC
Phytophthora infestans T30-4 is the source of this 1444-nucleotide messenger RNA. RefSeq lists its product as uncharacterized. Lineage: Eukaryota; Oomycota; Peronosporomycetes; Peronosporales; Peronosporaceae. Gene Ontology annotation, molecular function: protein binding. The record is from RefSeq and is a predicted model, not a curated record. The transcript has a single exon. Bases 180 to 1256 code for a protein of 358 amino acids.